CGGUGGCAUCCAUAAAUGAAGUUCGUAACAUGUGGCAACCCUGAGAUUGAAAGUCAGCUGUUCCACUAGAAACCGUACAGAAAUUAUUAUGAUCCCUGCCUUUUAAGUAGGGGAAUAUUUAUGUUCUUGACCUACACAGAUUUCGCUUUCGAUAGAUUUAAUGGAAUACAUGCAGUAUGUGGAACCAACACGCGCAGAAAUGUUGGAGCAGCUAAGAAAGCGUGAAUUGUAUGUGCCGAAUGUCGAAAGCUUACCAAUUGAUCAGCUGCAGCAAAUCUAUAACGGAUUCAUUGUGCCGCAUCCGCGCCGGGAGCGACGCGAGCGACAGCGCACGUUUACCGAAAUGGCACUAAAAUGCGCCAAUGAAAUUCCCAUGGACAUGGAACAGCUAACGAAACGCAUUAAAGUGGUCUGCAUGGCCGGUGAAAAGCGUCCCAUCCAGAUUGAGCCGCAGUCGUUGCUAACCAUCUCUCCAAAACGCAUCAAAAUCGACCUGCAUCGAUGAUCUUUCUGCGGAAUCAAGUCAUGGAUUGCCUAUGCAACCUGCAGUUAUGGUCAGUAAUAUUCUGCCGAAUUUUCUUACUGCUGGAGACAUAAGUUGCUCGCUAGGUUGACAACAGCCCCAAAAUAGCUGAUGAAUUUGGCCCCAGCGGAACAUCAAUUAAACCUAGUUGGUCCCGGACGUAGCUUAUUGCUGUCCAGUGUGCCAUCCAAAAGGAGUGAGAUGGCAUUACACACGGACACACAAUAAUGAGCGAGACAGAAUGAUAAUUUUAUAUGGCCACUUCCACGGAAAGGUUGACAAACGUUUAUAUCAGAUAUUUAAGAAACGCAUUUACAUCUCAUUUAUUUGAACAAUUAGCAUUUGAAAUACCUUUAAUAAUAUAGGUAUUUCCAAGCUAGUAAUUGUCUUCGUUUAUUACGAGAUGCUAUAUGAAGACAGUCAUUCCACAAAUCUUUUGUCCUCGGAUUCGGCAAAAAGAGACCCGUCAAAUAUAAUGAACUUUCGUUAUAAAUAAGAAUGAUGUGAUUACACGUAGUAAAGAGAAACAGUCGAGCGAAAAAUUGAAGAAAAUUCUCGAUGCUUGGAACAACAAAUAGCAGAAAUCAACAAUCUAGCAACUGAGAUAAAAUGAUAAAAAUCAACAGUAAUGUGAGCGUGGCUGAAUUCUGUUUCAUUCUUAAAAUUGUUGAUACCGAUAACAAUCAACAAUUCGGCAAAGUACUAUUUCUUCGUUUUAAAACGAGGGUUAAAUUGAAAAUAUAUGAAUCAGUUUUUAAUUGAAUCAUAAUGGAAAAUAAGUCACGCAACGAGUAAAAUGUAUAUUCAAUAAAACGAAACUGGCUGACUUAUAAGAGCGAUCAUUCGACCGGCCUGUUACUUACCUUUAAAGAUAUUUGUUAAAGUUCAUUUAAGACCAAUGAAUGUAUAAUCAAAAGUAUAAUUUGAUCCCAUGGGAUUGUCUUUACCGGAUAUCUAGACGACGUCCUUUAAUUUUACGAGUAAGUAUGUCGCUUACAAAGAGACUUGGAUGAAACAGAAGAAAACAAGUCUGAAUUUUUUUCGGUUACAAAUCUGAAUAAUAACGAUACCUUCGUUUAAUUAAAAGAUUUGCUUAUGUUUAAAUGUUUGCCUCUUAUUAUUUAUUAUGAGUAAAAGUUAAAAUAUAUAAUAUGAAUGACAAGUUUUUACAAAUGAACAAUAUUAACGAACUGGUUUUUGGGGAAACUAAUGUUAAGCUUGCGACUGAAAUAAGAAUGUUAUUAAUUAGGGAGUCGUAUGGUAUUCAUUACUUCGCCAUCGUCUGUUUUCGAGCUUGUUGUGUUGCAGUCUGUGCUGAGGCAAGUAACGUAUUGACUGUUUGGGCUGAGGGCAGUGAAAAGUUGAUUUAUAGGACUUGAUGCUUCCAAAAUGUAUAAUUAAUAUAAUUAAAAAUAUCUAUGUACACUCCACCCCAUUCAAGUCGCAUCAAACUACAAAACACGUUUUAAGGAAAAAAUAUAUCUCGUCUUCGACAAAGUAA
This is a messenger RNA of Drosophila virilis, 2024 nucleotides long. RefSeq lists its product as uncharacterized. The record is from RefSeq and is a predicted model, not a curated record. Lineage: Eukaryota; Metazoa; Arthropoda; Insecta; Diptera; Drosophilidae.